Hevea brasiliensis (rubber tree) is the source of this 1627-nucleotide messenger RNA. RefSeq names its product protein JINGUBANG-like. Bases 53 to 1414 code for a protein of 453 amino acids. The record is from RefSeq and is a predicted model, not a curated record. The transcript has a single exon. Gene Ontology annotation, molecular function: protein binding. Lineage: Eukaryota; Viridiplantae; Streptophyta; Magnoliopsida; Malpighiales; Euphorbiaceae.
ACUCUCUGUGAUCCUUGCCACCUUUCUCCGUAAUAUUUGCACUUGAAUCGAAAUGAGAGAUGACGGAGGAGAUUGCACCAAAUUCGUUGAUACUGGGAGUAGCAUGCCCAGAUCAAAAUUGGGUAAUAUUACGCAUUCUGAUCCUAAUAUGUCUGCCACCAUCCAUGGUGAGGUUUUUUCCAUUCGUAAUAGCAGUGCUUCAGCUGCGGCUCAUGGGUUUUUCGACCCCAACAGGUUGAGUUGUGAAGGGUCCCCUAUGACCAUGUCACCUUGGAAUAAUACGAGUGCUUUCAACAAAACUGAAUGGACUCCUUUCGAGGAGAAUGCUCCACAGAAUGGACUCAUUGGUUCUCUUGUUCGCGAAGAGGGUCAUAUUUACUCUUUGGCCGCGAUCAAGGAUAUCCUUUAUACCGGUUCAGAUAGCAAGAACAUUCGCGUGUGGAAGGAUCUCAAAGAAUUUUCUGGGUUCAAGUCCAGCAGUGGCUUGGUGAAGGCAAUUAUAAUAUUAGGGGAAAAGAUUUUCACAGGUCACCAAGACGGAAAGAUUCGUGUCUGGAAGGUCUCUCCAAAGAAUCCAAGCAUACACAAGCGCUCUGGAACUUUACCAACCUUAAAGGACAUUUUCAAAAGCUCUAUCAAGCCUAGCAAUUACGUUCAAGUUCGAAACCACCGCACUGCUCUGUGGAUCAAACAUUCUGAUGCUGUUUCUUGCUUGAGCUUUAACGAAGACCAUACACUUUUGUACUCUGCUUCCUGGGACAGAACCUUCAAGGUGUGGAGACUCUCGGACUCCAAAUGUCUAGAAUCUAUCAGCGCUCACGACGACGCUGUUAACUCCGUCGUGGCCAGCAGCGAAGCCACUGUGUUUACAGGCUCAGCUGACGGAACUGUCAAAGUGUGGAAACGGGAACAGCGGGGCAAAUCUAUCAAGCACAAUAUGCUUCAAACUUUGCUGAAACAAGACUGCGCGGUUACAGCUUUGGCCGUGAACCCCUCUGGUUCGGUGCUUUACUGUGGUUCCAGUGAUGGGGUGGUGAAUUUUUGGGAACGCGAAAAGCAAUUGUCUCAUGGUGGGGUCCUUAAGGGCCACAAGCUUGCGGUUUUGUGCCUCUCGUCUGCAGGGAAUUUGGUGUUCAGCGGUUCAGCGGAUAAGACCAUCUGUGUGUGGAGGAGGGAAGGGACUAUUCACACGUGUCUAUCUGUGCUAUCUGGGCACAAUGGGCCGGUCAAGUGCUUGGCGGUGGAAGAGGAUCGCGAGCGUUCCAAACCUGGAGAUCAACGAUGGGUUGUGUACAGUGGGAGCCUGGAUAAGUCUGUCAAGGUUUGGAGCGUAUCUGAGUUGGCCCCUGAUGUUAAUCAUAUGGCUGUGAUGCAACAGGAGCAUUAUCAACAGAUGCCCAGUUGUUCUGAUUGAUACGCCCGGCUGAGUGGGAAAAGAGAUUGCGAGUUGUGAGGAAUUUGAUUUUGUGUAAUUCUAGUGAACAUUGUGUGUCUGAUAAUUUAAUUGCUUACUACUGAGAUUGUAAAUUUACCAACUAAAGUUUGCUCUUUAAUUUUUUGUAAUUUGAUUCCAAGUGAGAAUUUGCAGGGAAAUGUGUACCAAGUGAUUUAAUAAAUAUAUUAUGUA